AUCCCUGAGUUUCACAUGGAUAACUACAGCAGUGAUGAGGACAUGGACACUGACCUUGACACCCAGCUUGUCAUCCAACAAAGUUUGCUGGAUCUCUACAAGCCAGGAACAGCUCCACACCCGGCAGAAGAUGAGAGAUCCCAUUCCUUGCCAAGUGAUGAUUAUAAGAAGAUAGUGGAAGCAAUAGAGGCAGGUAAGGAAGACGCAUUGGCACACUUAGCCAAGUACCAUUGUGCCUUUGAUGAAGCCAGCGGGGAUGGCUGGCUUCCUCUGCAUAAAGCAGCAGUGCAGUUAAAUAAGAACAUCUUAGAAAUAACCCUGAAUGCUUCCAAGCCCAGUGUGUGGGAACACACCAGCCACAAUGGUGAAACACCACUGUUUUUGGCUGUCAGCAGUAGCCUCCUAGAAAAUGCCCAUUUUCUCCUCCUCAAUGGCUGCAAUCCAAAUGCUAAGAACUUUGAAGGCAAUUCUCCUCUUCUUACAGCUGUUCUGAAAGACUCCUACGACAUGGCCACCUUACUGAUCAGCCAUGGAGCAGAUGUCAAUCUGCGAUGUGCCAAUGAGAGGACAGCUCUCCAUGAAGCUGCCAAGCUAGGCAGAAGGGACAUGGUAAAGUUGAUGCUGACUUCUGGAGCACACCCAGAUGCACGGAGCUCCUAUGGAUUUACUCCUCUUGCCCUCGCUGCUCAAGGCGGACACACUGAAAUCAUGCAACUAUUGCUGCAGAAAGGAGCUGAUGUUCACAGCCAGGCCUCUGAUUCUUCCUCCAUUUUACUUGAAGCCGUUAGAGGAGGGAAUCCAGAUUCUGUGACUCUCUUAUUAGAGUAUGGAGCGGAUGCCAACAUUCCUAAAGGCUCAGGCCACCUGCCUAUUCAUGUGGCCGCUGACAAAGGCCACUUCUUAGCUCUAAAGAUACUGAUCCCAGUUACAGAUUUUGCUGCCAUCAAGAGGAGUGGAAUCAGCCCAGUUCACUGCGCAGCAGCCGGGGCACACCCCAAGUGCCUGGAAGCUCUCAUCCAGGCUGGAUUUGAUGUGAAUUUCAUGCUAGAUCAGAGAAUCCGUAAACAUUAUGAUGACCAGAGGAAGUCAGCCUUGUAUUUUGCUGUUUCAAAUGGUGACCUCUCUUCAGUUAAGCUGCUUCUGAGUGCUGGAGCUCUACCCAAUCAGGACCCUGUAAACUGCCUGCAGAUAGCUCUCAGGAUGGGCAACUAUGAGCUCAUCAGUCUGUUACUGAGGCAUGGGGCCAAUGUGAAUUACUUCUGCAGAGUUAACCCUCUGCACUUCCCAUCAGCACUGCAAUACACACUGAAAGAUGAAGUCAUGCUCAGGAUGCUGUUAAACUAUGGAUAUGACACUGAGCGAUGCUUUGAUUGUCCUCAUGGGGAAAAGGUUCAUCGUUUUUGUGCUUUUGAAGGCUGGACAUCUACAGUUAUUAAAGAUACUAUGUUUUGUGAGGUCAUAACUUUGUCAUGGCUACAGCAUCUCUCUGGAAAAGUUGUUCGCGUGAUGCUUGAUUACGUCGAUCAAGUUCAAAUCUGUUCAAAACUGAAAGCUGUGCUCGAAAAACAGAACCUCUGGUCAGAAAUACAUUUUAUCUUGACAAACCCCCGUUCGCUAAAACAUUUGUGCCGCCUUAAGAUCCGGAAGUGUAUGGGACGAUUACGUUUGCGCUGCCCUGUCUUCAUGUCAUUUCUUCCACUGCCCAAUUGUCUAAAAGCUUAUGUCCUUUACAAAGAAUAUGACCUUUACGGACAAGAAAGUUUUACCGGAACCUGGUAAUUGUGCUCUACAGCAUUUUCUUAACAAUUUGCUUGUUGUUGGAUGAGUUUUUCUUUUCUUGGUAAUUAAAAUCUCAAUGUAGUCUACUCUGUUUAAAAAGGUUGUUCUGUGUGG
This is a messenger RNA of Acomys russatus (golden spiny mouse), 1893 nucleotides long. It is a transcript of the gene Asb14, whose product is annotated as ankyrin repeat and SOCS box containing 14. The record is from RefSeq and is a predicted model, not a curated record. The coding region runs from base 16 to 1779 and encodes 587 amino acids. Gene Ontology annotation, cellular component: cytoplasm. Gene Ontology annotation, molecular function: protein binding. Lineage: Eukaryota; Metazoa; Chordata; Mammalia; Rodentia; Muridae. Gene Ontology annotation, biological process: intracellular signal transduction. The transcript is spliced from 10 exons.